Messenger RNA from Entelurus aequoreus (snake pipefish), 3464 nucleotides. Its product is annotated as DNA-directed RNA polymerase III subunit RPC6. The coding region runs from base 226 to 1176 and encodes 316 amino acids. NCBI's taxonomy places the organism in Eukaryota, Metazoa, Chordata, Actinopteri, Syngnathiformes, Syngnathidae. Gene Ontology annotation, biological process: transcription by RNA polymerase III. The record is from RefSeq and is a predicted model, not a curated record. The transcript has 9 exons. Gene Ontology annotation, cellular component: RNA polymerase III complex.
UGUUUCCCAUCAGGCAAUAUUUUGAGGUCCUCACAGAUUUUCAGGACCCGGAGGUGACGCAUGGAAGUCUAGCUAGCAAGCUAACAAACUAACCAAACAACAAUUGAAAUACACUCAUUCAUCCUAUCAUUACAGUAGUCAUUCAUCCUAUCAUUACAAUAAUCAUUCAUCCUAUCAUUACUCCGUCAUCCUAUCAUUAUAAUAAUCAUUUUGGACAUAUUAAAGAUGUCAGAAGUCAAAGUCAAGAAGGAAACAAACACGUAUGAACCCGCCGAAGUUGAAAACAGGAUCAAGGACUUGUGUCAGCAGUUUCCACAAGGGAUCACUGACCAGGUGAUCCAAAACGACAUGCCUCACCUGGAACCUCAGCAGAGAGCCAUGGCCAUCAACAAGCUGCUCUCAUUGGGCCUGCUGGACCUCCUGAGGAACAGUUCUGGACUCCUCUACAGGCUGAAGGACUCCCAGAGUGCCAGUAAGAUGAAAGGCUCUGACAACCAGGAGAAACUAGUCUAUCAGAUCAUUGAAGAUGCUGCAAACAAAGGUAUUUGGAGCAGAGACAUCCGCUUCAAGAGCAACCUUCCUCUCACAGAGAUCAACAAGAUCCUGAAGAACUUGGAGAGUAAAAAACUCAUCAAAGCUGUGAAGUCUGUGGCGGCGUCCAAGAAGAAGGUGUACAUGUUGUACAACGUGCAACCUGACCGCUCGGUGACAGGGGGGGCGUGGUACAGCGACCAGGACUUUGAGUCAGAGUUUGUGGAGGUUCUCAACCAGCAGUGCUUCAAGUUCCUGCAGACCAAGGCGGAGGCGGCCAGGGACGGCAAGCAGAGUCCCAUGAUGCAGAGGAACGCUUCCUUCGCCACCUCACAUGAAGUCUGGAAGUACAUCUGCGAGCUGGGAAUCAGCAAGGUGGACCUGUCCAUGGAGGACAUGGAGACCAUCCUCAACACGCUGGUCUAUGACGGCAAAGUGGAGGUGAGCGUCAUGGCCGCCAAGGAGGGAACGCUGGGCAGCGUGGACGGACACAUCAAGCUCUACCGCAGCGUCCACGCCAUUGUCCCGCCCACUGGCCUGGUCAAGACGCCCUGCGGCCUCUGCCCGGUUUUUGACGACUGUCACCCGGGAGGAGAAAUCUCACCGUGGAACUGUGUGUACCUGGACGAGUGGUUGGACUUCUGAUGAGUGGAACUGUGUGUACCUGGACGAGUGGUUGGACUUCUGAUGAGUGGAACUGUGUGUACCUGGACGAGUGGUUGGACUUCUGAUGAGUGGAACUGUGUGUACCUGGACGAGUGGUUGGACUUCUGAUGAGUGGAACUGUGUGUACCUGGACGAGUGGUUGGACUUCUGAUGAGUGGAACUGUGUGUACCUGGACGAGUGGUUGGACUUCUGAUGAGUGGAACUGUGUGUACCUGGACGAGUGGUUGGACUUCUGAUAAGUGGAACUGUGUGUACCUGGACGAGUGGUUGGACUUCUGAUGAGUGGAACUGUGUGUACCUGGACGAGUGGUUGGACUUCUGAUGAGUGGAACUGUGUGUACCUGGACGAGUGGUUGGACUUCUGAUGAGUGGAACUGUGUGUACCUGGACGAGUGGUUGGACUUCUGAUGAGUGGAACUGUGUGUACCUGGACGAGUGGUUGGACUUCUGAUAAGUGGAACUGUGUGUACCUGGACGAGUGGUUGGACUUCUGAUGAGUGGAACUGUGUGUACCUGGACCAGUGGUUGGACUUCUGAUAAGUGGAACUGUGUGUACCUGGACGAGUGGUUGGACUUCUGAUGAGUGGAACUGUGUGUACCUGGACCAGUGGUUGGACUUCUGAUGAGUGGAACUGUGUGUACCUGGACGAGUGGUUGGACUUCUGAUGAGUGGAACUGUGUGUACCUGGACGAGUGGUUGGACUUCUGAUGAGUGGAAUUGUGUGUACCUGGACGAGUGGUUGGACUUCUGAUGAGUGGAACUGUGUGUACCUGGACGAGUGGUUGGACUUCUGAUGAGUGGAACUGUGUGUACCUGGACGAGUGGUUGGACUUCUGAUAAGUGGAACUGUGUGUACCUGGACGAGUGGUUGGACUUCUGAUAAGUGGAACUGUGUGUACCUGGACGAGUGGUUGGACUUCUGAUGAGUGGAACUGUGUGUACCUGGACGAGUGGUUGGACUUCUGAUAAGUGGAACUGUGUGUACCUGGACGAGUGGUUGGACUUCUGAUGAGUGGAACUGUGUGUACCUGGACGAGUGGUUGGACUUCUGAUAAGUGGAACUGUGUGUACCUGGACGAGUGGUUGGACUUCUGAUGAGUGGAACUGUGUGUACCUGGACGAGUGGUUGGACUUCUGAUGAGUGGAACUGUGUGUACCUGGACGAGUGGUUGGACUUCUGAUGAGUGGAACUGUGUGUACCUGGACGAGUGGUUGGACUUCUGAUGAGUGGAACUGUGUGUACCUGGACGAGUGGUUGGACUUCUGAUAAGUGGAACUGUGUGUACCUGGACGAGUGGUUGGACUUCUGAUGAGUGGAACUGUGUGUACCUGGAGGAGUGGUUGGACUUCUGAUGAGUGGAACUGUGUGUACCUGGACCAGUGGUUGGACUUCUGAUGAGUGGAACUGUGUGUACCUGGACGAGUGGUUGGACUUCUGAUGAGUGGAACUGUGUGUACCUGGACGAGUGGUUGGACUUCUGAUGAGUGGAACUGUGUGUACCUGGAGGAGUGGUUGGACUUCUGAUGAGUGGAACUGUGUGUACCUGGACCAGUGGUUGGACUUCUGAUGAGUGGAACUGUGUGUACCUGGACGAGUGGUUGGACUUCUGAUGAGUGGAACUGUGUGUACCUGGACGAGUGGUUGGACUUCUGAUGAGUGGAACUGUGUGUACCUGGACCAGUGGUUGGACUUCUGAUGAGUGGAACUGUGGGUACCUGGACGAGUGGUUGGACUUCUGAUGAGUGGAACUGUGUGUACCUGGACGAGUGGUUGGACUUCUGAUGAGUGGAACUGUGUGUACCUGGACGAGUGGUUGGACUUCUGAUGAGUGGAACUGUGUGUACCUGGACGAGUGGUUGGACUUCUGAUGAGUGGAACUGUGUGUACCUGGACGAGUGGUUGGACUUCUGAUGAGUGGAACUGUGUGUACCUGGACGAGUGGUUGGACUUCUGAUGAGUGGAACUGUGUGUACCUGGACGAGUGGUUGGACUUCUGAUGAGUGGAACUGUGUGUACCUGGACGAGUGGUUGGACUUCUGAUGAGUGGAACUGUGUGUACCUGGACGAGUGGUUGGACUUCUGAUGAGUGGAACUGUGUGUACCUGGACGAGUGGUUGGACUUCUGAUGAGUGGACAGCUUCUUCCCUCGAUCAAUAAAGUUAUCAAUCCUUCACUGGUGCUAGCAUGUUAGCUAAGCUACCUAGCACACUGCUAACAUUCCAAUAAAUCAACUUUAUUUAUACAAUAAAUGUUUUUUAAUUGUA